Molecule: messenger RNA, 371 nt
Organism: Cervus elaphus (red deer)
Lineage: Eukaryota; Metazoa; Chordata; Mammalia; Artiodactyla; Cervidae
Product: 40S ribosomal protein S12-like
Exons: 1
Coding region: 2-295 (97 amino acids)
Biological process (GO): translation
Cellular component (GO): cytosolic small ribosomal subunit; ribosome
Molecular function (GO): structural constituent of ribosome
Source: RefSeq, a predicted model, not a curated record
CAUGGCCAAGGAAGGCAUUGCUGCUGGAGGUGUCAUGGACGUUCAUACUGCUCUGCAAGAGGUGCUGAAGACCGCCCUCAUCCACUAUGGCCUAGCACAUGAAAUUCACGAAGCUGCCAAAGCCUUAGAUAAGCGCCAAGCCCAUCUGCGUGUGUUUGCAUCCAACUGUGAUGUCAAGUUGGUGGAGGCCCUUUGUGUUAAGCACCAAAUCAACCUGAUUAAGGUUGAUGACAACAAGAAACUAAGGGAAUGGGUAGGCCUCUGUAAAACUGACAAAGAGAGAAAACCCCCGUAAAGUGGUUGGUUGCAGUUGCGUGGUGGUUAAGGACUAUGGCAAAGAGUCUUGGGCCAAGGAUAUCAUCGAAGAGUAC